This is a messenger RNA of Alnus glutinosa, 587 nucleotides long. RefSeq lists its product as uncharacterized. The transcript has 2 exons. NCBI's taxonomy places the organism in Eukaryota, Viridiplantae, Streptophyta, Magnoliopsida, Fagales, Betulaceae. The coding region runs from base 162 to 398 and encodes 78 amino acids. The record is from RefSeq and is a predicted model, not a curated record.
UUCUUAUCGCAAUUUGAUAAGCGGUCUGUGAGUAUUCAACUUGCUCUUCUUCUCUCUCUAUAAUUUGCCUUCCUAAAGCCCUCUGUUUGGUUGCCAAGAAAACCGAAGGGAAAUAAAAAAAGAAGCGAGAGUCUUGAUUCUACUACAAGCGGGGCCUUAGCAUGGGAAAUCAGCCUGUGAAGCAACAAGAAAGGGAAGAGAUACUAUUGAAGGUUGUGCCUCCUCUGGAUCAUGCAUAUGUGAGGUGGCUUGCCCGGGAUGUUCAGAGGAUUCACGGCUUUACUCCAAGAAAGCCUCGUGCUGUGAAGCCACCAGAACAUUAUGUAGAGUACAUGCGCUUCAGUGGAUGGUUGGAUGUGAACUUGGAUGAUCCCGAUCUGGCCCAUUUGUUCAAGUAGACAAUCAUUUACUCUUUGGCUAAAAACAUACCAGUUCCAAAUAUUAGUUUACUAGCAAGUACUAGCUGCUUGGGUUGUUGAAUGGGGUCGAGAUAUGCCUUAACUUAGGAUGCUGCUUUGCAAAAAUUAGAAACGAUGUAAUUUGUUUGGUCUAAAUGCAUUAUAAACUCCCAACAGGAUCUUCUAUCC